AUGUCACAUGCACCGCGGCGAUGUCAAGGCAGCAAGGAAACGCGGACCUACAAUAUCAGUGUCGUCGGUCUUUCCGGGACCGAGAAGGAGAAGGGAAGCUGUGGAGUAGGCAAGUCGUGCCUCAGCAACAGGUUCUCAAGGCCAAGAGCAGACGACUAUCACACGGAACACACUUCGAUACUGAGCCAAGUUGAUUUCGGCGGUCGGGUCGUGAAUAACGACCACUACCUUUACUGGGGCGGGGCAACGCGCACCGCUGACGGGGGACGAGAGUACGCCUUCAACGUUGUCGAACAAACCGAAUUUGUUGACGACGCCACUUUCCAGCCACACAGGAGCUCCGACUCCCGGCAUUACGUCAAACGCGCGGCCGCCACCAGGCUCGCCUCGGCCGAAAAGCUCAUGUACAUUUGCACUGACCAACUGGGAGUCGAGCAAGAUUUUGAGCAGUAUCCAAUGCCCGACGGUAAGCUGCACAUUGACGGCUUCUUGGUGUGCUUCGAUGUCAGCGUUUCCGCGCAGAGAACGCUGCGAGAUCAGUUGAGGUUUCUGGAGGAGUUGGUGUCGCAACUUGUGAAAUUAAAGAAGCCCAUUUUGUUGGUUGCCACAAAGUGUGACGUGUUGGAUGAGCAGCACCUGAAGGAACUUCGAGCGUUUGCCUCUGGGAAAAAAGUUCGCCUGCCGAUAGUCGAGACGUCAGCAAGUGACAAUGUGAAUGUGUCGGCAGCAUUUCUGACCCUUGCGCAGAUGAUUGACAAGCCGAAAGGAAAGCCAAAGUUGGUGCCGUUUGAGAAGGCCGCCAAGCAAGUCAAGGAACACCACCAAAGUGCCAUUAAGGAUUAUAAUUCUCGGUUGACAAAAAUUGUCACAGACUACCGCGUGACCUGGCAGGUGACCGGCAAGCAACUGGAUGGCUGCCCGGAGUAUGUCCAGCUUGUGGACUUGCUGGGUGCUAACAGGGCUGAAAGUUACUUUCGAGAACACAUCACGCGUUUGAAGGCUGCACAUAUCGAAGGAAAGGUGGCACAAUACAUCAGCUCUCUGCCCGACGCUUUUGACUCAUUGGUCCCUGACAUCACGGACAUUGAAUCCCUCAGCUGGAACGAGGCUUUGCUGCUCUUGCGGAAGAAACCAGAGUUUGGAUUGUGGUUUGUCGAGCUGUCCGAUGGGGUUUGGACCGACAGCGGUCGCGUCAACGCCGUCGCCGACGGGCGUGUCCCCGUUGCGUUUUUGCGAGAGUUCGGCCCUUCGCAUUUCCAAGCCCACGUGCGGAAAUUGCAGGUGCUGAGGAAGAAGGAGGAAAUGAAGGGAGCCCUUCGCGACACGUUGGAGAAUUCUGGCGAGGUGUUGCCAGGGAGGCCGUGGGAUGACGCACGGUCGUUCCUCAUCGACGAGGAGGGCUCGCGGACGCCGUGCGGGCGAGGGCGCGUUUCAAUCUACCGAGAGUGCCGAGGCAAGAUGACGGAUGAAGCGAAAGACGAAUACCAGGAGCUGCUCCUCGAGCGCUCGGAAACGUUCGCCGGCGUGGACAGAAACGAAGCGUUUGACCGCGACGAGAUAGCGGAGAUUCACCAGGACCUGGAACGUGACGGUCGCCACGAGGCGCUCAAGUGGGCGCCUGCCUUGAGAGAUGCGCUGAUCCUGAAACACGUGUUCUCUGUUCGUCACCCAACCAGGGAGUCUUGCUUCAGUAAAGAUAAGUGCACUGACCUGCAAAUUCCGCUGCUUCUCUCAAGUGCUAUUCCCAAAUUGGUAAGCAAACGUUCGGAAUCUUUAAUCAAUUUUGACAGUGCGGAUGCAUUUGAUGUCAUAAUAUUCGGUAGAGAUGGCCUCGCAAGCAAACUUUGCAGCGAAAUCAAACAGCAAUCGGCCGGAAAUGAGUUUACGGUGAAUGGGAAGGUUUAUGAGUUGGAACUGAAAGCAAUGGAUGGAGAUGUGACGGGCUUUGCAAACAUCAUGCAGAGUAACGUUUCUCAGCCCAGCGGAUGUCUGUGUGCUUUCAACUCAUUGAAAUCGUUAAAUUACAUCGUGGACAGCCUAGGAAGAGUGAAUUCUUGUGCGUCCUUCAUAAAGAAGGAUGGCCUCUCGAGCUGCAUUCCUGUUGCUUUGAUGCUGGCAAAUCAGAAGGACGUUACAGACAGAAAGCUGCCUUUGCUACGACAGCAAGCCCAGCAUGCGGCCGACAAGCUACAAGUCUCUUUUAUCGAUUGCUCUUCUGAGAUGUCAUCUCCAAAACAAUUCCAUGAAACACAGAUCAAAUGUGCCCUGAGUCAGAUCGUAAAUGCUUGCCAGAACACGACCCUUCUGCCCGACCAAUUCAGCAGCCCAGAGUCUGGCGCGCCCGACGUGAACAUCACCAUGUGUCUGAUGUGUGGAGACCCUUUCAACAUUGGCACGGUCCUAACGCCCUUUAUGGAAUUCUGCAGCAGUGGGCAUCCUGCUGGCAACGACUGCAUGAAUCUAGAAAUGUCUGUGGGAAUGCAGAGCAGAAGGAUCAAGGUUACCGUCAUCUCUUACCACGCAGCAAUGCUGAAGCGAGAAGAGCUCACCCAUGGCUACGUUUUGGUGUAUUCUGCCAAAAGAAAAGCUUCCUUUGCAAUGCUUCGAGCAUUCCUCUCCGACGUAACAGAGGCCAUUCCAGUUCUGCUCGUGGCCAUCACUGACAGCUCCGCAGAGUUUCUGGAAAAUGCGCUGGCAAGAGAGCUUUUCCCCAAGGGCAGCCGUAUUGCGAAUGAGAUCGGAGCUGAGUCCAUUGCCGCACCCGCACAGCCGCAUUUUCACCGACAGAAGGAAUAUCUGAAGACGUUUUUCACCAAAGUUUUGGAGACGAAGGCUGUGGUUGAAGACGACUACAAGAGUGGCCGCACUUUGGAAUCGCGCAACGAAACGCCGCGGCAGGUGUCAUUGCCGUCAUUGACAUCGCCACCCGAGAGCGACGAUGACGAGGGCCAGCCUCGGUAUGGCACAACGAGCGAUGAAGCUCAGCUUAUUCCAAGCACCACGCCCCGUGUAAAAUCCACGGAUGCGGGGGGGAAUAUGAAUCCACUCACGUGCGCCAACAUAACGAGCCAAGACAUCGAGAGGACACGCAAGAAGUCGCUCCCUCCUCCGAAACCCAAACCCGUUAUGGAGAGGCCGCAGGUAAACAAAUCGGAGCCCAAACUUCUCGAGAAGAUAAACGGCAGCGUCCGCAAGGCACCCGUGAGACCUCAGGGCCCUCCGAAAGCUCCCGUGACGUCACCGGCGGACUCGGAGUCAACCAAGCUUCCGCCAGUGCAGGGUGGCGAGAUGCAGUCGAUGGCGAAGCCGUUGGAUCGUGCCAAAGCGGCGGGGCCGAACGGAGACGGUGCCGACGGCGGCGGCCCGCUUGAGCGGAGGCCGAGAGACCGGCGGCAGGCGAGGAGAAACCGCCCGUGCGGGUUCAAGUCCAGGAGAAAGCAGGCGGACCCCGCAGACGCAAUCCGGCGUCACGCCGCACGCCCCUCCGAUGCCGGCGACUCCGAGCCGCUUCUGUCGCCCUCGGAGCGCGACCGUCCGGGCCUUGACAACCCCGCCGCGCAGUUCCAUGACGAAGUAUCCGGCGGCGACGGCGGCGGAACGAGAAGAGAGAAAGGUGCACAGGACGAAAGGGGAGGCGAGGCUGAACACCGCUUCCCAGACUGCGUGCGCGAGGACUCGACCGGCGACACGUGCGCAUGUGUGCGCACCCUCUCCCAUUCCGCCAACCUGCAGUACUGCGAGUUCGCCGACACGGAG
Petromyzon marinus (sea lamprey) is the source of this 3756-nucleotide messenger RNA. Its product is annotated as rho GTPase-activating protein 5-like. Gene Ontology annotation, cellular component: cytosol. The record is from RefSeq and is a predicted model, not a curated record. NCBI's taxonomy places the organism in Eukaryota, Metazoa, Chordata, Hyperoartia, Petromyzontiformes, Petromyzontidae. Gene Ontology annotation, molecular function: GTPase activator activity; GTP binding; GTPase activity. Gene Ontology annotation, biological process: Rho protein signal transduction; regulation of cell size; regulation of axonogenesis.